CGAUUAUUAAACGCUAUGUUCAAAAGGCGACAGGGGAGUUCCCGGAGCCACCAAAUCCCCUCCGCCACCGCACGCGCACCGACUGCCUGCCGGGGCCGGGCUGAGCGCAGCGCAGCCGGGGAGGAGAGGAGCGUGAGGAGAAGAGGGCCCGAGGGGAGCGCCGAGGCCACCGGAGCGCAGCUCCUUCCCAGGGGGCGGAGAGGGGCGAGGAGCGCCCAGGGCAGCUGAGCGCAGCGGCGUCGGAGCAGCGCGCAGCCAACACAGGAGAAGCCCCCGAUGGACCUGGGCGCUGCUGCGGCGCUCUGCCUCUGGCUCCUGAGCGCCUGCCGCCCCCGGGACGGGCUGGAAGCGGCCGCGGUCCUGAGGGCCCGGGGAGCCGGCCAGGGCGGGGACCCGGGCGGUGGCGGCGGCGGCGGCGCCAGACGGGGCCCAAGCGACUCGGCUAGCACUGCGGACAGCCCCCUUUCGCCUGCUGCCGUAGCCCGAGGGCCGCGUCUCGGCGCGGGCUGGACUGUCGGGAACGGCUCGUCUCCCGCCGUGGUGCCGCACCAGUUCAUGCUGUCCCUUUACCGGAGCCUGUCCAAGAGGGCGCUCGCUCCUGGAGGUGCCCCAGCCCCUGCCGCCGCCGCCGCUGCGGGCGGCAACCGACGGGCUCUCGCGGACACCGUCACGGGCUUCGCUGACCAGGCGCCCCCAGAUGACGUCUCCGCCGAGACAGGCCAGCGUUUCCUCUUCGACGUGUCCAGCUUGGCCGGCGCUGACGAGGUGGUGGCCGCGGAGCUGCGGGUCCUGCGCCGGGCGCAGGCAGCCCAGGAAGAUCCGCGGGUCAAGCCGGAGGAGGCGGCCCCGGGGAAGGUCGACGAGGCCGCAGGAGCCCUGUUCCUGCUUUCCACUUGCCCGGGGGCCGCCCGUGGGCCUCGGCUGCUGACCUCCAGGCCCGCGCGCCCUCUGGAUUCGGCGCGCUGGGAAGUUUUUGACCUGACGGACUCUGUGAAGCAGCACCGGCCCGAGCGGCCCCUUUGCCUGGCGCUGCGCGCUGUGAGCGGCUCCUCCGGGAGGCCUCUGGCCCCCCGCUUGCUGGGCUUGGGGUUGCCCGGGAGCCCGAGGCCGCCGCCCCACGAGAGUGCUCUGCUUGUGGUUUUCUCGCGAGCCCACAGGAAAGAGAACCUUUUCCAGGAGCUGCGCGCCAAGGGCCGGGCCCGGGGGCAGCCGGGGGCUGCGCCAUCCGCGGGGCGCAGGAAGCGGCGGACUCCGGGGGCCGGGACCGGGGUCGGGGCCCGGGGGGCGGGAGCGGCUGGGAGCCCCGGCGGAGGCAGCGGGGGCCCGAGUCCGGGCCGGGCCCCGGGGCGCAAGGGCCGCAGCCGCUGCAGCCGCAAACCUCUGCACGUGGAUUUCAAGGAGCUGGGCUGGGACGACUGGAUCAUCGCCCCCCUGGACUACGAGGCGUACCACUGCGAGGGCGUGUGCGACUUCCCGCUGCGCUCGCACCUGGAGCCCACGAACCACGCCAUCAUCCAGACGCUCAUGAACUCCAUGGCGCCCGAGGCCACGCCGCCCAGCUGCUGCGUGCCCGCCAAGCUCAGCCCCAUCAGCAUCCUGUACAUAGACGCGGGCAACAACGUGGUCUACAAACAGUACGAGGACAUGGUGGUGGAGACGUGCGGCUGCAGGUAGCGCGGGGCGCGGGGGAGCCCCUGAGCCCGGAGCCCGGCCGGCCUCCUGGGGUCCUGCGGGCGAGGCCGGCGGUCUGGGGCCCCGGACCUCGGGACAGUGCAGAGGAGGCGAGCCGGCCCCUUAGAUCCCAUCGGCCCGAAGCCCCCAGCCCCCGGGGGACGCGCCUGCGCGCGCGCGCGCGCGCACACACACACACACACACACACACACACACACACACUCCCUAGCUCACUCCCCGUCUGCCUGCUGGCUCUCAGACCCCCCACCACGGGGACAGCGUCCUGCAUGCUACUGAAUCUCACCCGCUUUUUGGAAGGGGAGCGGCCACCAGGAGUAGGGAAGAUUGGGUGCGAUUGGACAAAGCUCGCGUCUCUCCCGGAGGACAUGCUGGCUGAGCCCGGCGCCCUCGGGCCGCCGCGGACCUCAGCACUGCAGCUCUGGACGGCGGCGCCCCCGAAUGCCAAGGAUAACUGGAGGAACCAGGGGCCCAGGUCUCGAGGCUCUAGAGCCGGCGGCGGAGGUUCUCCUCCCUGGGGGUCAUUGCCCACAGACAAGCACAGGCUGAAGGCCCUAAGUGGGAGGAGCUGGGCCGAAGUCGGGGCUCAUUCGUGAGAGGCCCCAGUCCCAGGCCGCCCUGCUUUUCAGGGGCUUUUGCCGUCGGGAAGUAACUCAGUCCCCAGGCUGCUUCCCUUUUCCUAUUUUUGAGGCACUUGCCCCAAAGCAGAAUCCCCUCCGGGGCUCCCAGAGCUCUGGCCAUUUACUACUUUCUUCAGAGCUUCAGACUUUGGGGGACAGGGCAGUUUAAGGAGCCUCGUCCUUUCUUUCCAUUUCCCUGGCCGAGGGGACACGGGUCCGGUUUUGAGGGGCUAAGCUUUUGUCUGACUCGCAGGGCUGGGAGCCGCCGGCCGGAUGGAGCUUGGAGGCGGAUUGGCCGGGUGGCUAGGGGUGGGGGCGGGGAGGAGGUAUGGGCUCCAGUUUAGGAGUGGGAGUAGGAGGGAGGGCUCGGAGGAAGGGGGGCCUGGGCCUCGGCUUUUCGCCGCGCAGUCCUGCUGGCCCCGGGGAGGAGCUGGGCGCUGCUGGCCCAGACUGACGGAGCCACGGCCGGGGGAAAGACCAAGUCUGCUCUCGGGAAGGCCGAGACGGGGAAGCUGGGCAGGGCCGGCUGCGGGGACGCUUCCAGCCCCUUUCCGCGUCCAGCUCCUCCGUCUGCGUCCGGGCCUGGCGGUCCCGAGGUCCCGAAGGACCGGGGCUCGGGGUCGGGGCAACUUCAAGGAUGAGGACAAGGGGAAAGAGAGUCAGCGGAGCGCCUCUGGCGUGGCUCCUCCCUUCCCCCCCCCCCCCCCCAGCCGAGCCCACGGAGCCUUCACCCUGGACGUGGCUUCUGCUUUUUCCUCCUCCUCAGCUCACUCGUUCCUCCAGCUUCCUCCUGCCCCCGCAACCCCCCUUUAAGGGCUCUGACUGAGCUUUAGUUAGGCUAGCUCCGAGGAGAACUGCAAAGGCACGAGAGAGGCUGAAAUCCAAUUUAAAAUUGUGAAGAAGGAGGGGGGAGGGAGGGAGGAAGGAAGAGAAGGGAAGGGAAAAGGGAAGGGAAGCCGAACGUGCCCGCUCCAAACCCUAACGACUGAAGACUCAUUCCUUUAAUUGGGGUUUUGAACUCCAGGGCUCCCAGUCCCCUGGUGUGAGCGGAGAGCGGACUUGUGCUCACCGAUGACACUGACCGUUUCUAAGCCCCCAGAGGCUUAGGGUGGGAGGGAGCGGGUGGGAGUGACGCCCACGGGAGGGAGCGGGUGGGAGCUGCCUGGGCGCCGAGCCGCGGGGUCCUACUGGGCCCCUCGCUCCCCCAGGCUAACUUAGUCCAGAGUCGAAGACGAAUUCCAUUCGCUCUAACGGUCGCAUCCGAAGGCUUUAAAAUGCCCGUGGGAAUGGUUUUUAACAAGAUUCGAGAGUGAGGGUGGGGGGUCGGGGCCUAAAAACUAGAGUGAAACUGUCUCUGGGAGUAGAUUCCAAGAGUCCAGUUUGUUCACUAGCUAAGGAGCUUUGGGAGGCUUCCUAAUGCCGGGGAAGGGGGUUUGUUUCCGGGGAAACCUCCCGAUUUAACCCGAGGCUUUUUUUAAUGCUAGAACUGGCCCCUGCGGGCUCCGUGGGUGUCUUGAAAGAACAGAAACAGGAGAUUUGGAGGUGAUACCUCCAAGGCUUCUUUCCUCUGGAGAGCCAGGGAGCCCAUGACUGAGCCCACCCUGAGGCCCUCGCCCUCAGAUUUUAAGAUGAAGACCCCCACGCAGACCCCGCCCCCCUCAGUCCAGAGCCGGCUUCCUGGCUGAGCUGCUCAGAGGGGCAGAGGGGCUCUUCCUCACGUCUGGGCCCUAACCUGCUGCUGGACUUGGCAUCCGGCCGGGCAGAGUCUUACCCACUUAACCGGGCUUAGUGCUUGAGGGAGGGGUCAGGGUUCUGGGCAGCCUGGCUAUUAAUCUUCCAGUUGGACAUCAGCCUCUGCUUCUGGUGGGGAAGCCCCAGCUUGUUUGUCUGAGCAGGCGCUCUGUAGCACGAUAGAGAGGGGAGGUCAGACAGAAAAGAAAGAAGGGGUGGGGGGAGCUCGAGGGCUCUGGGCUUGCUGGCCCGGUGGAAUCCUUCUUCACACUGGGCUGGACAGAGUGGGGGAUGGACAAAGAAAGGAAGGGGAGAGGUUGGAGGGGAGCAGGCCCCAACUCCCUUUGCUUCUCUAUCCAAAGGGAGCAUGUUCAUCCUAUUUGGGGAUCACUCUAUAAAUUGGGGCUAUCUGAGCGGCUGUUGCCCAAGCUCUGGGAGUGACUCCUCUCAGUGGCCUGGCUGAGGCAGGGGCCCUUGUUCAGUACCUGCUGUCCCUCCUCCCACCGCCAUCCCUAAGUUUGCCAAUCAUCAGCCUGUCGUGGCCAUUCAGCCUGCAGAUAGCAGGCCCCAGCACCAGGCAGCCAGCCCUCCCUGGCCUGGACCUCAGGCCCGAAGGCUGAUCCUGGGGGAGACCACCAUUGCAGCAUUGACUUCCUGCUUCCCUGGCUCAGGGACACCCGAUUGCUCCAAUUAAACUUGCUAAAUUGCUUUCAAUA
This is a messenger RNA of Antechinus flavipes (yellow-footed antechinus), 4757 nucleotides long. RefSeq names its product growth differentiation factor 7 (gene GDF7). Gene Ontology annotation, cellular component: extracellular region. Lineage: Eukaryota; Metazoa; Chordata; Mammalia; Dasyuromorphia; Dasyuridae. The transcript is spliced from 2 exons. Gene Ontology annotation, molecular function: growth factor activity; cytokine activity. Gene Ontology annotation, biological process: BMP signaling pathway; SMAD protein signal transduction. The coding region runs from base 277 to 1674 and encodes 465 amino acids. The record is from RefSeq and is a predicted model, not a curated record.